CUCACCUGAACGCACCGGCCCGGUUCGGCUCCGGGACCGUCGGUGUGUGUGCGGCAGCAGGAGGGGGAGGGUCCGUUCCCGGUGGUUUCAGGUCUGCUGUGGACACGCCUCCUCUCAGAGGCUCGGCCCCUGACCCUAACCCUCAAUAAAGAAGUGGAUCAAUGAAAGAUUUUAGAGUCCUGCAGAGACGACGCAGCAGCAGCGACAUGAACGGGUCUACCGCCGAUACCGAGACCCGGUCCGGGUCCGACUCUGACGAGCUGGUUUUUUUCGUUAACGGCAAAAAGAUUGUGGAAAAAAACGUGGAACCAGAGACGACUUUACUGACGUAUCUGAGGAGGAAGUUGGGUUUAACAGGAACUAAACUUGGUUGUGCUGAAGGAGGAUGUGGAGCCUGCACCGUCAUGUUGUCCAGAUACCAGACUCAGACUGGACACCUGCUACAUUGUUCAGUUAACGCCUGUCUCACCCCGCUGGGAUCCUUACACCUGGUCGCCGUGACGACCGUGGAGGGCAUCGGCAGCGUGGCUCGCAGACUUCACCCUGUGCAGGAGAGGAUCUCCAGAGCUCAUGGCUCUCAGUGCGGCUUCUGUACUCCGGGCAUCGUCAUGUCCAUGUACGCGCUGCUGAGAAACAAGGCCACGCCCACGAUGGCGGAUGUGGAGGAGGCGUUUCAAGGAAACUUGUGUCGGUGCACGGGAUACAGAGCGAUCAUAGAGGGAUACAAGAGUUUCACUGAGGAAGGCGGCUGCUGUGGUGGAAGUGGGCGGGGAAAUGGCUGCUGUAUGACCAAUGACAAGCAGGGAGACACUGACGAAGUCACGUCUCUGUUUGAUGCAGCAGACUUUGCUCCUGUGGAUCCCACACAGGAAGUGAUUUUCCCUCCUGAACUCAUGUCUCUCACUAAACACCAGAGGGGGGGGUGUCUGUGUUUCCGUGGCAACCGAGUGUUGUGGCUUCAGCCCGACAGUCUGGACGAGUUCCUGCAGCUCAAGUGGAAACAUCCACACGCUCGAGUGGUGGUGGGAAACACUGAAGUGGGUAUCGAGGUGAAGUUUAAGAACAUGGUUUACCCGGUCAUCUUGGCUCCGGCCUUCAUCCCUGAACUCAACAGUGUGACUCACAGCGAGGAUGGUAUCGUGUUUGGCGCGGCGUGCACGCUCAGCCACAUGGGGGCGGUGCUAAAGCAGGCAGUGGAGGCGUGUCUUCCUCAUCAGAACCAGGUGUUUCUGGCCGUCCUGGAGCAGCUGCGCUGGUUCGCUGGACAACAGAUACGCAACAUGGCGGCUGUUGGUGGAAACAUCAUGACAGCGAGUCCCAUAUCAGACCUGAACCCUGUUUUCAUGGCAACAGGCUGCAAACUCACACUGAUGGACAAAGACGGCAGUCGCGUGGUUCAGAUGGACGACGGCUUCUUCACCGGUUACAGGAGAACUAUUGUGCGACCACAGGAGAUCCUGGUCUCUAUAGAGAUCCCAUACAGCCAGAAGACUCAGUUCGUCUCGGCCUUCAAACAGUCACCUCGCCGCGAGGAUGACAUCAGUGUCGUUACCGCGGCGAUGAGUGUCACCUUUACUCCGGGAACCAACGUCGUCCAGGACCUGAGACUGAGCUACGGCGGCAUGGCAGCGACCACGGUGCUGGCCAAGAGGACGAUGAACAGACUGCUGGGAAGACAUUGGGAGGAGGAGCUUCUGCAGGAGGCCUGCUCCUCAUUGGCUGAGGAGAUGACCCUUGACCCCUCAGUGCCUGGUGGCAUGGUAACGUACCGGCGAACUCUGACCCUCAGUCUCUUCUACAAGUUCUACUUGAUGGUUCUGCAGAAGCUCAGACGGCAGGGUGUGAACGUGGACGAGGUUCCCUCGGACUCUCUGAGCGCCACUCAGAUUUACCACCCACAGGCGCCCUCUAGUGUUCAGAUCUACCAGGGGGUGCCAGAGGGGCAGAGCGGGAACGACGUGGUGGGUCGUCCCAUAAUGCACCUGGCCGCCAUGAAGCAGGCGACAGGUGAGGCGGUUUACUGCGAUGACCUGCCGCUGUACGAGAACGAGCUCUUCCUGUCGCUCAUCACCAGCAGCAAAGCUCACGCUAACAUCACGUCUAUCGAUUCCAAGGCGGCGCAGAGUUUUCCUGGCGUCGUCUGUUGCGUGUUUGCCGACGACGUUCCGGGGUCAAACAUCACUGGAGUGAUCGAGUCUGAUGAGACUGUCCUCGCCGACCGCCAGGUGACGUGUGUGGGUCACAUCAUCGGCGCCGUGGUAGCCAACACACAGCAUCACGCACAAAGAGCCGCCAAGGCCGUCAAGAUCCAGUAUGAAGAGCUGGAACCCAUCGUUACCAUCCAGGAGGCCAUUGCUGCCAAGUCCUUCUAUCAGCCAACCAGAACCAUCCAGAAGGGAGACCUGGAGGCGGGGUUUAAACAGGCAGAUCACAUCCUGGAGGGUGAGAUCCACAUUGGGGGUCAAGAACAUUUCUACCUGGAGACAAACGUCACUUUGGCCAUUCCCCGAGGAGAAGAUGGCGAGAUGGAGCUUUUUGUCUCCACGCAGUCUGCCACCAAAACACAGACGCUGGUGGCGAAGGCGCUGGGCGUCCCGGCUAACAGGGUGGUGGUGCGGGUGAAGAGGAUGGGCGGAGGCUUUGGCGGGAAGGAGAGCCGAACCACUGUAUUGUCCUCCGUGGUUGCCGUGGCAGCAAAUAAGCUCAAGAGGCCAGUGAGGUGCAUGCUGGACAGGGACGAGGACAUGCUCAUCACCGGAGGAAGACACCCAUUCUACGGGAAAUACAAGGUUGGGUUCCUGAACAGUGGUAAGGUCGUGGCUCUGGAUGUGUCGUACUACAGUAACGUAGGAAACUCCAUGGAUCUCUCUCUGUCGAUCAUGGACCGCGCCCUGUUCCACAUGGAGAACUCGUACAGUGUGGCGAACAUUCGCGGCCGAGGCUUCCUCUGCCGCACCAACCUGCCGUCCAACACUGCAUUCAGAGGCUUUGGAGGACCACAGGGCAUGAUGGUCGCUGAGAGCUGGAUGACCGACGUGGCUCUGACUCUGGGGAAACCGGCUGAGGAGGUGCGCCGGUUGAACCUGUACAAGGAAGGUGAGUCAACACCGUACAACCAGAUUGUGGAUAACGUAACUCUGGACCGCUGCUGGGAUGAGUGUCUGUCCCGGUCUGGAUACCACCGACGCAGAGCUGCCGUAGAGCUCUACAACAGACAGAACCGAUGGACAAAACGAGGUCUUGCCAUCAUCCCCACCAAGUUCGGUAUCAGCUUCACUGCUGUUUUUCUCAACCAGGCUGGAGCUCUGAUUCACAUCUACACAGAUGGUUCAGUACUGUUGACUCAUGGUGGGACAGAGAUGGGACAAGGCCUCCACACCAAGAUGGUCCAGGUUGCGAGCAGGGUUCUGGGUAUCCCCUUUUCAAAAAUCCACAUCUCAGAAACCAGCACAAACACCGUUCCCAACACCAGCCCCACCGCUGCCUCUGCCUCCUCCGACCUCAACGGCGCUGCUGUGAAGAACGCCUGCGAGGUCCUGCUGAAGCGGCUGAAGCCAUACAAGACCGAGAACCCCAAAGGAUCAUGGGAGGAGUGGGUGAAAGCUGCAUACCUCGACCGCGUCAACCUGAGUGCAAACGGAUUUUACAGGACUCCAGAUCUCGGAUAUGACUUUAAGUCAAACUCAGGCCGAGCGUUUCACUACUACACUUACGGAGUGGCGUGUUCAGAGGUGGAGAUCGACUGUCUGACCGGCGCUCACAAGAACCUGAGCAGCACCAUCGUGAUGGACGUCGGUCACAGUCUCAACCCGGCGAUAGACAUCGGACAGGUGGAGGGGGCGUUCAUGCAGGGUCUGGGUCUCUUCACCCUGGAAGAGCUUCAUUACUCACCCCGUGGUGUCCUCCUUACUCGAGGUCCAGGUUCUUAUAAGAUCCCGGCCUUUGGGGACAUUCCUACCGAAAUGACCGUCUCGCUGCUUCGCGAUGCGCCAAACCACAAGGCCAUCUUUGCCUCCAAGGCGGUGGGCGAACCGCCACUCUUCCUAGCUUCAUCGGUUUUCUACGCCAUCAAAGACGCCAUCAUGGCUGCCCGGGCGGAGUCAGGUAUGAGCGGUCCAUUCAGGCUGGACAGCCCCGCCUCUGCCGAGAGGAUCCGCAACACCUGCAGCGACCACUUCACCAAACUGUGUCCGCCGCCUGCAGAACCCGGUUCCUUCACACCCUGGUCUGUGCAGGUCUAGGACGCUCGCCCAGUGAGAGCUAGCACUGAUGCUAAUCGUCAGGACACAGAUGAUCACUUCCUGUUAGCGUACUUCCACAAUUUGGUCGUAUUUGACGUCGUACACUGUAAAAAAAUGACGUGUCAAAAACAAAGUGGUUGAAGAAACCUUUCUAAAUGAACUGAAGUGAUGUCGUCGUUUUUAUAGAUUAUUAUUGUUGCAAAAGUUUAUCCAAACAUUUUGUUUUUACACUGAAAUAAAAGAUUUGAACUGA
Solea solea (common sole) is the source of this 4494-nucleotide messenger RNA. It is a transcript of the gene xdh, whose product is annotated as xanthine dehydrogenase. Gene Ontology annotation, molecular function: 2 iron, 2 sulfur cluster binding; iron ion binding; FAD binding. The transcript has 34 exons. The record is from RefSeq and is a predicted model, not a curated record. Bases 162 to 4241 code for a protein of 1359 amino acids. Lineage: Eukaryota; Metazoa; Chordata; Actinopteri; Pleuronectiformes; Soleidae.